Molecule: messenger RNA, 4802 nt
Organism: Suillus discolor
Lineage: Eukaryota; Fungi; Basidiomycota; Agaricomycetes; Boletales; Suillaceae
Product: raptor N-terminal caspase like domain-containing protein
Exons: 10
Coding region: 16-4575 (1519 amino acids)
Biological process (GO): cellular response to starvation; positive regulation of cell growth; TOR signaling
Cellular component (GO): TORC1 complex; cytoplasm
Molecular function (GO): protein-macromolecule adaptor activity; protein binding
Source: RefSeq, a predicted model, not a curated record
CCGACUUCUACUGUCAUGCAAAACGGUCGGAAUGUUCAAGACCUCCUGGGGUUCAGAGAGCGACAGAAUUCAGACAUGGGCUCGGAUGUCCUCACGGAGCGCGCUUGGGGUUCUGCCUCGACUUCCGAUCCAUCGUCGACGCGCACUACAAAUGGUGCUCAUGGACUGCGAACAGCAUCAGAUGCAACAUUGCCAGACCCAACUCCGAUUAUUCCAUAUUGGUCUGCAAAACGUCAUCUCACAUGUGGUAAUCCUGCUCCUCGUUCAUCUUCAGCACGUCUCUUUCCAUGGCGGGGAAGUGCACCCGGAAAGCUCAAGACCGCAAAUGCGGCUCUCGUCCUCUGUCUGAACAUUGACGUAGACCCCCCAGAUAUAAUCAAGACUAAUCCCUGUGCAGCGCUCGAAUGCUGGGUCAAUCCUCACUCCCUCCCCUCUCAUAAGGCUCUCGAAGCCAUCGGCUCUAACCUUCAGCAUCAGUUUGAGGGUUUGAGUCUCAAGAUCCCUUACAAACCCAUCCUUGAUCCCUCCUAUGAGGACCUUCGCCGUUUCUGCCUGACUCUUCGUAAACAGGCCAAAGACGAAACAGUUUGUUUUUAUUACAAUGGUCACGGCGUUCCGAAGCCCACCCCCAGCGGGGAGCUUUGGUGUUUUAACAGGAACUACACACAAUAUAUUCCCGUCUCGCUUAUGGAGGUCCAGACUUGGCUCGGUAGCCCAGGCGUAUAUAUUUGGGAUUGCAGUGCUGCCGGGCACUUGCUCUCCAACUUCAUCACCUUCGCUGAACGUCGGGAUCAGGAUGCGUUCACCACACGUGGGGGCUACGCAGACGGCAUGCAGCCGUACAUGAACUCCCUUCAACUAGCCGCGUGUGCUACCCAUGAGCAACUUCCGACAUGUCCGGAGCUGCCAGCAGACGUUUUCACGUCAUGUCUAACCUCCCCCAUUGACAUCGCGCUGCGAUACUUCAUCAUGACCCAUCAUCUACCAAAUAACAUCACCCCCGACAUGGUCAUGCAGCUACCAGGAGAUCUCAAGGACCGUCGGACACCUCUUGGCGAGCUCAACUGGAUCUUCACCGCUAUAACAGACACCAUUGCGUGGACCACGUUCCCUCGGGACGUGUUCACGCGGCUGUACCGCUCCGACCUCCUCAUUGCAAGUCUCUUCCGAAAUUUCUUACUCGCAGAGCGCAUCAUGAAGAACUACCACUGCACCCCACACACACACCCUCCACUUCCAGCCACAAACACUCACCAACUCUGGGCCGCAUGGGAUUUAGCUCUGGACACAUGCCUACGCCAACUACCUGAACUUCUCGCGAAGAGUCCAGGCGCACCCAAUAGUCCCCCAAGUCCCAUUAUCGGCACAGGCGCGCGCUCUGGACACAGUGGUCAGCGCGGAUCGUCUGGUGCUCCGAACACCGAGAAACCCUACCAAUAUAUCCCGAGCCGCUUCUUUACCGAUCAGCUCACUGCGUUCGAGGUGUGGAUUUCACGCGGUGGUUCUGCACUAACAAAGCGUGGUCCUCUGUCACUACCUCUCCAGAACGGCGGGGAUCGCUGUGACACGCCUGACGUUGUAAAUGGAACCACUGCCCCUGAUGCUGAUCUUGUCCCACGUAAACCCCCCGAUCAGCUCCCCAUCGUCCUGCAAGUGCUGCUCUCGCAGCCCCAUAGACUUCGGGCCCUGAUUCUUCUUUCCCAAUUUGUAGACCUCGGACCCUGGGCCGUCAACCUUGUGCUCACCAUUGGAAUCUUCCCAUAUAUAUCUAAGCUCCUGCAAGCCGCAGGCCAGGAUCUGCGUCCGGUGUUGAUCUUCAUAUGGGCACGCAUCCUUGCAGUAGAUCCCAGUGUUCAAGUCGACCUAUACAAUACCGGGGGAUUCAAGUACUUUGCGAAUGUGCUGGCGACGCAAGAAGACAACGAGCUGCCUAACAGCAGUGAACACAAGGCUAUGUGCGCAUUCAUUCUUAGUGCCGUUGCAAGAGACUUCUAUAACGGCCAGAUGGCAUGCUGGCGCGAAAGGGUGUUCGACGCUUGCUCCGAGCGUCUGGAAGAGGGAGACUUUCUGCUGAGGCAGUGGAGUGCGCUAUGUAUUGCGCAAAUAUGGGACUCCAAUGAUGAGGUCAAAGUGUAUGGUGUCGAUCGUGGGAUUCAAGACAAGCUCAUUCUCAUGCUGUCUGACGACUCGCCUGAAGUCAGAAGCGCAGUCCUAUACGCACUCUCGACUUUCAUGGGUGCGGCUGGGGGCAAAGGUCAGGGUGGCGCUGGGACUGGGACUCAGUAUCAGCUCGAAGAGCGCAUUCACUUCAGGAUGGAGGUGGCUGUUGCAACUGGAGCCACUCUUGCUGUGAGGGAUGAUGCAAGCCCAAUGGUGCGUAAGGAGUUACUCGUGCUCAUAAGCUGCCUUGUGCGCGAAUGGCGCGGGCACUUCGUUGUCUGCGCGUGGAUGUACUGGGAAGAAGACCGGCGAUGGCGCGCAGGUGAACCACAAACCCAUCAUCAUCACCAUGCGGAAGAGGAGGUCACAGCUCAGGCGCUCGCUGAAUGGCUGGACGGAUUUGGCGAUGACGAAGGUUCGAGGGAAGAAAACCGAGUGUUACUCUCAAGCUUUUUUACAAUAUUUGUGGUGCUCAUGGAGUUGACAAUUGACCCAUACCACGAGGUUGCGACACUCGCACAGACCGUGAUGGACUACAUUUUUGCGCUGCUCCUUGCAUCACCUUUUGCAAAACUUAACCUUGUCCCCCCACUACCCGUCGAUUACAAGCCCGCUGGUACAAAUGGCGUGCACUCACGUGUGAGCUCAGCACAAGGAUCACCGCUGAUACAACACCCGCCCUCGCCGUCAUUAUCCCGUCCAUCAAAUACACUCCGGCGCACGUCAUCCUUUGCAAACACACUGCGUCAUCUUACAGGGGGUAUCCCUUUCCCCAGCAGCGAUGAGGCACGCGCCCCGCCAAGCCCUGUACCAUCCUCACUCUCCCGCUCUGAUAUCCUUGCUGCAUCUCGUCCCCCAUCACCAAACUUCAACGUCGCACAGUAUGCUUCGCCCUAUUCACGUCCGCCAACGCCGUCACGGGAUAAAGAAAGAGACUUGGCUUCGCCUCCGGUGUCACCAACUGCAGGAACUGCGACCUUCCUACCUUCGCAUGUGAUGGAAGCGCUUGUUGAGGAAGAUAUGGUGCGUUUGCGAGCACGACGUCGGGAAGGAGCACAUGGGCGUCGUUCCGCAGGCUCGGGGCUCGCAGGGGGUAGUGCCGGCGGUGGCCUGAACAGUCCAUGCGAAAGUACAUUCUCUAUGGACUCGAAUGUCAGCAAUGUGCCGCUUGGCUGUGGGACUGGUAAUGGACUGCGUGAUGUACUGCCUUUGAAAAGCUCGUUUUUUGCUUGGUGUUGCGAAUACUUUACGGAGCCGCAGAUGCGGCAAACGGAGGCGGACGAACCAGGAAGCGUGCAGUACAAUUACCAAGUGUGGAGGCAGCAGCGAAAUGAGCAAGUCAUUACAGAGACGCAGAAACAGGCAAUAGUUGCUGAGAGUUCAAGAUGGGAUCGUCCUGUGGCCAACCUGCACGUGAACAGUCAUCCCUUGUGCAUGGCAAUGCAUGCAUACGACCCCCACCUAGUUAUCGCGAAUGACAACGACAUGAUCAGUGUGUGGGAUUGGACACAGCGCAAGCGCUUGAAUUACUUCUGCAAUGGUAAUCCUAAAGGCACAAGCAUCACGUCGCUGCAAAUAAUUAACCAGGAUGUGGGCGGGAUCAUCAUGACUGGUGCAGCCGACGGCAUCGUGCGUCUGUACCGGAAUUACGACCCCACAGUGAACCAAGGUCCACUCCAGAUGGUCAGCUCAUUCCGUGCACUGCAUGAGUUGAUCCGGGUGCGUAGGGGUAGUGGCCUUGUGCUAGAUUGGAAACAAUCGGGUGGCACGCUGCUGGUUGGGGGCGACUCUCGCAUUAUCCGUGUAUGGGAUGCCCACACGGAAACUCAAGUCCUGGAUCUAGAAACUAAUUGCGAGAGUCCUGUGACGUCUAUCACAUCUGAUCAGGGCUCGUCGUCCACAUUCAUUGUUGGCUUUGCCGAUGGCCUGGUCAAAGUUUUCGAUCGUCGACUAGAGGAAGAGGACGCUAUUGUUAGAUCGUAUCAUGAUCAUCACUCAUGGGUACAGAAUGUCAAAUAUCACCCACGCAUCAGUGGUCAGUUCUUGUCUGGAAGUCUCGCUGGCGAAGUCCGUCUGUGGGAUUUGAGAGGCCCUGAUACAGCGAUUCAGGCUUGGGACUUGCACCAUACGGGCUUGUCUGCGUUCGAUGUACAUUCACAGACGGGCGUGUUUGCCACAACAUCUGCUCUUACUCCUGCCAACUUUAGGCACCAGCGGCUUAUGGUACACUCUAUAUCAGAUUCAUUGUUACUCUCCACGCUUAGCCUACCAACGGGCCUCAACGCGUAUCCAUCUCGACCACCGACGCCUUACAUCCCUAGGCAUACGUCUUUCGCGUUCCACCCAAUGGAGAUGUUGUACGCUAUUGGACAGCCUGAUGGUUCUGUUAAGAUCACUGGAUGCAAACUCACCUAGAGAAUGUAUAUUCAUGAAUACCCGCGCAUCACCAUCAUUAAAUUAUAUGGUGGCUGUGUCCAUUUUCCUCAUUUUACUGCUUUCUGUAAGCCCGCUGGACUUGCGAAUGCUUUUUCUUUUGGCAACGUCCUUAUAUCUCAGCUCAACUAACUCAUAAUCAGAUCUUUCUGUAACUACUACGCCCUCAUGUAUCCCAAAAUGAUCGAAGCAAAUCAGUCUGUCCGACA